Lampris incognitus (smalleye Pacific opah) is the source of this 2063-nucleotide messenger RNA. RefSeq names its product DNA primase subunit 2 (gene prim2). Bases 56 to 1594 code for a protein of 512 amino acids. Gene Ontology annotation, cellular component: alpha DNA polymerase:primase complex. The record is from RefSeq and is a predicted model, not a curated record. Gene Ontology annotation, biological process: DNA replication, synthesis of primer. Lineage: Eukaryota; Metazoa; Chordata; Actinopteri; Lampriformes; Lampridae. The transcript has 14 exons.
UUUGGCGGGAUUCGGCGACGAGAGCCCGGCGUUUCCCCCUCACGCAAACGGCAUCAUGCAGUUUCCCGGCAGAAGGAGGAAGUUACUUACCAACCAUCAGACAGAACUCUAUGGACAUUUUUUGCAAUUCUAUGGACAGCCUCCUCUCGAAAACAUCUCACUCGCAGAGUUUGAGACAUUUGCUGUGGAGAGAUUGAAGUUGUUGAAGACUGUUGAGAAUUUGGGAGUGAGUUAUUUCAAAAUGUCUGAGCAGUACACAAACAAACUCCGCUCAGAGCUUUCAACCCUGAACUUUCCCUACAGAAGUGACAUUGAUGAUAGAAAACCUCCAAGUGGACCAAGUGAACAUGAGAAACGGAGAAAGGACCACAUAUCCCACUUCAUUCUAAGGCUCGCUUAUUGCCAGACAGAGGAUCUCAGGCGAUGGUUUAUACAGCAGGAGGUUGACCUCUUCCGCUACCACUUCCAUUACCUGUCUGCAAAAUGUAAAAGUGAAUUUCUGCUCCGAAAUAACCUGCAGUAUUAUACGAUUAGUGACGGGGAAAAGAGGGCUCUGCAGGAUAAACUGGUGAGCUCCAGCUACACUGUCAGCGGAGUCACGGUUGAGGACCAAGACUUCUACAAAGUUCCAUUUCAGGACGCCCUGGAUCUAGUGCGCUCCAGGAAAGUGUACCUCAAAGCAGGCUAUGUUUACAUCCCUCACCAAGACAUCGUCACCAUCGUUCUCAAUGACUUCCGCAUAAGGCUGUCCAAAGCUCUUGCGUUGACAGCACGUUCUCUGCCAGCGGUGCACUCUGAUGAACGACUUAAACCUUUGCUUAACCACCUCAGUCAUGCCUAUGUGGGACAGGAUUACAGCAUCCAGAAGAAUGUUGGGAAAAUUUCCUUGGAACAAAUUGAUUCGCUCUCAGGGAAGUCCUUCCCACUGUGCAUGAGGCAGCUCCAUCAGGCCUUGAGAGAGAACCAUCAUCUCCGACAUGGUGGACGUAUGCAGUAUGGCCUCUUCCUUAAAGGCAUUGGCCUCACCCUGGAUCAGGCACUACAGUUCUGGAGAUCGGAGUUUAUCAAGGGCAAGGUGGAUGCAGACAAGUUUGACAAAGCAUAUGCCUACAACGUCCGCCACAUGUUUGGGAAAGAGGGCAAGCGAACAGACUACACCCCCUUCAGUUGCAUGAAGGUGAUUUUGUCGAACCCACCCAGCCAAGGCGACCAUCACGGUUGUCCAUUCCGACACAGUGACCCAGAGCUGCUGAAGCAGAAGCUCCAAUCCUAUAAGGUCUCUCCCAGUGGGAUCAGUCAGAUCAUGGAGCUGGUGAAGGGGAUGCACUAUCAGUUGGCGUGCCAGAAAUACUUUGAGUUGACACACAAUAUCGAAGAUGCCAACUUCUCCCUCAACCAUCCAAACCAGUACUUCAUAGAAAGCCAAAAACUGCUGGGUGGAGGUAAGGAGAUAAAGCGGGAGAUGGAAACACAACACAGGGCACAAGAGAGUACCACCCGAGGAUCAACCGCAGCCCGCGAGACGUCAGCCGUCACCAGCCAGGACUUGGCAGAGAUGACCGAGGAACUGGAUUCGUUCUUCCAAGAUGCCUGAUAUUGUUCUUCUCAUAUUGUUCUUUUGUAAAAGUGCCACGUCCCUUAGUCCUAGAAUGUUUUUUUUUUAAAGGAAAAAUGUCUCGUAACCGACCUGUUUGUACCGAUGUUGCAUAUCAAUCUUUACUCAUUUAUUAAACUCUAUGCUAAAUUCGCCGGAGCAUGACCUUGGGCUACCCUUGUUGGUAUUGUCCUUUCAAGCCGAGCCAUUAUGAGGGGGUGGGCUUUAUUUUCUUUUAUCAUAAUGAGCUUGUUUGUCAGAAAAUGGUUCGACAUGUUAUUCAACUUGGACGCCAUCUGGACUGUCCUUGGAUUGUUUUCCUCAGACUCUGUCUCGCUGUGUGAUGUACUGGCAAGUAUUGGGUCGUUUGGCAAUAGCGAUGGAGGUUCACAGGUCCCUCAGACACUGUGUCACUAUAUUUGCUGGCUGGCAGAUGGAUGAUGGGUGGCAGGAGGAUGGAUUAAAGUAA